Molecule: messenger RNA, 885 nt
Organism: Gongylonema pulchrum
Lineage: Eukaryota; Metazoa; Nematoda; Chromadorea; Rhabditida; Gongylonematidae
Source: the annotation of a GenBank genome assembly
AUGACCAUUGAAAUAAUGGAAGGUCGUGGGGUUGGCAAGGACAAGGAUCAUAUCUAUCUGCAACUUCAUCAUAUUCCUGCAAAAGAUUUGCAUGCAAAAUUACCAGGCAUUAUGGAGACAGCGAUGAUAUUUGCGGGCGUAGAUGCUGCAAAAGAGCCAAUACCUGUUCUACCAACGUUGGUGCCAGGACUGUACGCCUGUGGAGAGACAGCAGCACAUUCGGUGCAUGGCGCAAAUCGUCUUGGAGCAAAUUCGUUACUCGAUCUUGUUGUAUUUGGACGUGCAUGUGCUAUUGAUAUCCUGGAAAAAGCGAAGAAAUCGGAUGAAAAGAUUCCGGAUUUACCGAAAGGAGCUGGCGAAUCAACGAUUGCAAAUGUGGAUAGAAUGCGCUUUGCAAAGGGCGACAUCCCCACUGCUGCUCUUCGGCUGAAAAUGCAAAAAACAAUGCAACAGCAUGCUGCUGUAUUCCGACGUGGUGACAUCUUACAGGAAGGAAUCAAGAAGAUGGAGUCUCUUUUCAAUGAGCAAAAGCACCUGAAGACAACGGAUCGUGGUCUUGUCUGGAAUUCAGAUCUUGUCGAGACACUUGAGCUACAGAACCUGAUGUUAAAUGCUAUGCAGACAAUUGUUGCUGCUGAGGCUCGGGAAGAGUCUCGAGGGGCACAUGCUCGAGAUGAUUUCCCGACACGAAUCGACGAGUUGGAUUACUCGAAGCCACUGGAAGGCCAAACGAAGAAACCGUUCGAAAAACAUUGGCGUAAGCAUACCAUAAUUGAACAGAAUACUGAUAGUGGAAAGGUUACGUUAAGCUACAGACCAGUAAUUGAUCAGACAUUGGACAAAAGCGAAACCGACUGGGUACAACCAAUGGUUCGAUCUUACUGA